Messenger RNA from Symbiodinium sp. CCMP2456, 536 nucleotides. NCBI's taxonomy places the organism in Eukaryota, Dinophyceae, Suessiales, Symbiodiniaceae. The record is from the annotation of a GenBank genome assembly.
AUGCCGACAGGAGCCUCGAAGCAAAAGCACUCCACAAGAGCCAGCUGCCGAACAUGGCUGCUGGCUUGCGGCACCUUUGCGAUCUUGGGUGUUCAGCAGAUCAAAAUGUUUGUUACGCUGCCGCAGACAUCCAGGCAGUCUGAGCCAAUGGACUCCCGACGCCGUGCCCUAAUUCUGGGAGGAAUGUCUUUCGCAGCCUUUGAGGAUCAGGCCCAUGCAGCAAGCUCUGCAGCUGCCAAGAUAAAGGAGUGCCAGGCGGAGGCCAACAAGAUUGUUGGCGGUCUCGAGUCGACAGCAAAGAAUGCGCUGGCCAUGACACCGGGGCAGCCCGGGUUGCUGAACAGCAAGCUCGUGGCCCACCCAAACUGGGCAGCUUUGAGCCGUGCUCGACGUCCGCGCUUCGUGCUGCUGCAGACAGCCUGGCUGCAUCACCCCCAGCUGGCCUCACCCGAUAUGAACUCCAGCGCUUGCAGGAUGCUCCAAAGCGGAUCGUGGAGGCCCGCACGGCAAUUGUCGAAGCAAACGCCAACAAACAG